GUAUUUAGUAAGGAUGGUACUGCAGUAAGAAGGAUUGGAUCUAAAGGUAAUGGUAAUGGACAGUUUGACAGGCCUUGGGGUUUAUUGCUGGUAGGAGACAGGCUCUAUGUGUCUGAUGAUAAUCUUCAUCAUGUGCAGUAUUUCUCAGCUACUACAGGUCAGUAUAUUGGUCAGUUUGGUAGUGCAGGUAUUGGUAAUGGACAAUUCUCUAAUCCUUGUGGUAUGUCUACUGAUGGUAAGGGUAAUAUAUUAGUUGCUGAUUACAACAACAACAGAGUACAAAUCUUUAAAGAAGAUGGUACAUUUGUACAAGUCAUACAAUGUGAUGGUAAAGCAACUGAUGUAGCAGUUGAUAAUGAAGGAAAGAUACACGUUACCAUUCAAAGUCAACAUCAUGUUCAAGUCUUCUCUUCUGAUGGUAAAACUCAUCUUGACACAUACAAUAAUCCAGCUGGUAACUUUAACACUCCUAAUGGUAUUGCUAUUGAUGAUGAAGGAUAUAUCUUUAUAUCAUGUAACAAUGGCUAUCUUCACGUACUGAGUCCUGACAGGAAAGAAGUCAAAUUAAUCUCAGGAUUAUCUAAUCUAUGGGGAGUAGCACUGGAUAAGGAUGGAUAUAUUUAUGUUGCUGAAUAUGGCAACAAUCGUAUCAUGAAGUAUUAA
Amphimedon queenslandica is the source of this 663-nucleotide messenger RNA. RefSeq names its product E3 ubiquitin-protein ligase TRIM71-like. The annotation marks the transcript as partial. The transcript has a single exon. Lineage: Eukaryota; Metazoa; Porifera; Demospongiae; Haplosclerida; Niphatidae. The record is from RefSeq and is a predicted model, not a curated record. Gene Ontology annotation, molecular function: protein binding.